Messenger RNA from Pistacia vera, 1265 nucleotides. Its product is annotated as trans-resveratrol di-O-methyltransferase-like. Gene Ontology annotation, molecular function: S-adenosylmethionine-dependent methyltransferase activity; protein dimerization activity; O-methyltransferase activity. The transcript is spliced from 2 exons. Gene Ontology annotation, biological process: methylation. Bases 32 to 1111 code for a protein of 359 amino acids. NCBI's taxonomy places the organism in Eukaryota, Viridiplantae, Streptophyta, Magnoliopsida, Sapindales, Anacardiaceae. The record is from RefSeq and is a predicted model, not a curated record.
GAGGUUGAGGGAAUGCCAAGCAAAAUCUAAAAUGGAUUCCAUUAAUGGAGAGAGUAGUGCUAUUGAGCUACGUGAAGCUCUAGGUUUGGUGUGGAAUUAUUCCUUCAAAUACGUAAAUUCCAUGUCCUUAAAAUGUGCUAUUGAUUUAGGGAUUCCUGAUAUCAUCCACAAAGAAGGCCAACCCAUCACUCUUUCUAAACUAGUUUCAGCACUGGGGGUUCACGCAAACAAAGCUCAUUGCAUUCUCCGCCUCAUGCGCAUUCUAGUUCACUCUGGCUUCUUUGCUCAACAACUUGACCAAAAUGAGCAGGAAGAAGAGUUAUAUCUUCUUACACCCGCUUCUCGACUCCUCCUUAAAGAUAACUCCAUGAAUGCAGCACCCUUUGUGCUUCUCGUGGCUGAUCCAAUAUUCACAACUUCCUUCACUUUUUUAAGCACAUGGUUACGAAAUGAUGAUUCCUCAGUGUUUGAGACAGCUCGAGGGAAAAACUUUUGGGAUUGUGUAGCCGAGGAACCUAGACUUAGAAACCUGUUUUACGAAAACAUGGUCUCUGACUCUCGGUUGAUAUCAAGAUAUUUGAUUGAAAACUUUAAAGAUGUCUUUAUAGGGUUCAAGUCUCUGAUUGAUGUGGGCGGUGGAACUGGAACUAUGGCCGAAGCCAUAGCCAAAGCUUUUCCAGAAAUUGAGUGCACUGUUUUUGAUCUUCCACAUAUUGUUGUUAAUUUGCAGGGAACUAAGAACUUAGCUUUUGUUGGAGGCGACAUGUUUCAGUCAAUACCUUCAGCAGAUGCAGUUUUGCUCAAGUGGAUUCUACAUGAUUGGGGAGAUGAAGAUUGCUUGAAGAUACUAAAGAGGUGUAAAGAAGUAAUUCCAAGCAAAGAUAAAGGAGGGAAGGUAAUUAUUGUUGACAUGAUCAUUGAUACACAGAAGCAAGAUAAGGAGUCAGUUGAGACACAGCUAUGCACUGAUAUGUUCAUGAUGUCUGUGCUAUCCGUUGCCAAAGAACGAAGCCUCAAAGAAUGGAACAAACUCUUCUUGGAAGCCGGUUUCACCCACUAUAAGGCAACUCCUAUUAUAGGUCAUAGGUCUCUCAUUGAGCUUUACCCUUGAUUUCUUAUUUCAAAUCAUAUUUGUGUGUUAAGUUUAAUUCUCGAAUGCUUGGACGGACUUUGUUGUAUUCCAAUACAAAUUUGUAAUAUUGUACCUUCGAUCUCUGUUAUCCUCAAAAAUAAAAUAGUAUCAACAUCUAAAUAAAUUAUGAAAA